AUUGUUUGUUAUAUCAGAACCCGUAACUUGUUAUGGAUUGAAUGUUGGCAAUUGCAACAAGAACAACAAAAAUGUUCAAUUUUUCCACACUUGUUCAUAAUCCACAACCCCACACACUUUUCUUCUCUCCAUUCCCUUCUUCCACACCUCGCAAGUUUCAAUCUUUUCAAUCUCUCACAAACCGCAACCUCCACAAAAUUCUCUCUUCAUCACACCAACAUGACAACAACUAUGAAGAACACAUCAUCGGAGACUGUCUUGUCUUCGAGGAAGGCAUUUUCGAAGACCCCAUUUUUCCAGCAUCCGACAUCAACCUCGUAGACACCAAAAAACCAAAACCCAUUUCAAAGAAGAAAAAAAAGACAGUGAUAAAGUCCGAGAAUCUUGUUCCUGAUAAAUGGAAAGAAGUUCAAGCAGAGAUAAACAUAACGAAGAAAGAACGGCGUAAGAUAGCACAAGAGAUUGAGUUUAAUAGUAAAGUUAUGAAGAAGAAAAGAGGGUUGAUUCCUUUGAGGGAUAUGGAUUUGAAUGAGUAUAAGGCUUAUAAAGAAGCUAAAUUGGCUCAGAUGAAGCCUUUAGUUCUUGAUAAGGUUUUUGCUGAGAAAGAGGAUGAUGAAGAAGAAGGUGGGUUGAGUGAUGGGUCUGGUGAUGAGAGGGUAGUGCCUAGGAAUCCUAGAUGGGCUGUUUAUGGGCGAGGUUUCGAGGAUGUUAAUGAGUUUUUGAAUAGUGAGAGUUAUGACCCUGCUGCUGCUAUGAAAACUGGAGGUCGUCCUAGGUUGUUUACCAGGGAAGAGAGGGCUUUGUUGAGUAGGAAAAAGCCGGACUUGUCAGUUGCUACUUCAGAUAAAUGGCUUCCUUUGCACACUUUUGCUGCAAGCGGAGAAUCUUUCCUUUUAGAAUCUUUGUUGCAUCAUGAUGUUGAUAUUAAUGUUAUGGAUAAGGAUGGUUUGACCGCUCUUUGCAAAGCGGUAAUUGGAAGAAAGCAUGCCAUAACCAAUUGUCUCUUGAGAAACUCAGCGAAUCCGUUUGUGCAAGAUAAUGAUGGGGCCACCUUGAUACACUAUGCUGUACAAACAGCGUCUGUCCGAACAAUUAAAGUACUCUUGUUGUACAAUGUGGAUAUAAAUCUUCAGGACAAUGAUGGCUGGACACCAUUACAUCUUGCUGUUCAGACUCAGAGAACUGAUAUAGUGAAGCUUCUGCUGAUUAAAGGUGCUGAUCAGACAUUAAAAAACAAGGAUGGUUUAACUCCACUCGACCUUUGCCUUUACUCUGGUCAAAAUGUCAGAACAUAUGAGUUAAUCAAGUUGUUGAAACAGCCUUAUAGACGCUCCCGACAGAUGGGGAUAAGAAAAAAAUAAAACUUUUGAAGAUUUGGAGUUUUGGACUAACAAGUAAGUGAAGAAUAGCCAUUGCUGAGUUUUUCAUGGCAGGUAGCAAGCAGCUCUUCAGCAUUUGGAAACUUAAGCUUUAGGACAAGGAUGCUAUUGUAUUAAAAAAAUAUAUUCAAAAUAUGAUAGGGAAGUAGAACUUAUUCAUAAAAAAAGAAGGAAAAUGACUUGCCAUUUUUUUUAAAAUAAAAAUGCGAUUUCUAAUUUGGAUGCUUAUCAGAAAAACGUGAAUUUCGUGUUGUUUGAAAAUAAAUAUGUGAAUUUUUUGAA
Molecule: messenger RNA, 1661 nt
Organism: Medicago truncatula (barrel medic)
Lineage: Eukaryota; Viridiplantae; Streptophyta; Magnoliopsida; Fabales; Fabaceae
Product: ankyrin repeat domain-containing protein, chloroplastic
Exons: 7
Coding region: 42-1361 (439 amino acids)
Molecular function (GO): protein binding
Source: RefSeq, a predicted model, not a curated record